This is a messenger RNA of Rhagoletis pomonella (apple maggot), 1466 nucleotides long. RefSeq lists its product as uncharacterized. The record is from RefSeq and is a predicted model, not a curated record. NCBI's taxonomy places the organism in Eukaryota, Metazoa, Arthropoda, Insecta, Diptera, Tephritidae.
UAGAGUGGGAGAAUAAAUAAUACGUAAUGAUUUUCAUAUAAUUAUUCAUAUAUCUUUCAUUUUCGCGAGUCAUACUUAAUGCAAGGCGACAUUUCCAUAUGAGCAACAAAAAGUCAAAUUAUGAUGGUUGGUUAAUUUUAGAUGCUAUUUCCGAAACCACAGGGCACUAUAAAGAAGAUGUGACCUACUAUCUCAAUCUUCCUCCAUAAUUUUCGUACAACCUCCAUAGGAGGUAAACAGCUCACAUGCCGCAGGCAACCCUGUUACACCUACCCACCAACCAUUAAGCCAUGAUUGCACGUUCGUACCUAUCAAUCAUAAAAGGGACUUAACACGGUUAAAAGGUUUACGAUGACUAAAAAUUUAGGUUUUAUAUUGCUCGCCAUUCCAACGUUAUUUUUAUUCGCUUCGAUCCCUAAUGAAGUGGGAAACCAUAAUUUCAGGAGAUGACUCCCUACACUACCAUGCGUAAACAGGCUGAGGCAAGGAAAUAUCCGCUAACAUGCAGGCUGUGUGGUAGCAAGCAUCCGAUUCGACUGUGCCCAGUGUUUCGGUCCAAAUAGCCGGAGGAUUGCCUUCGUGAAGUGUUAGUGCAUCGGUACUGUACUAAUUGCUUGUCCGGGAUGCAUCGUGCCGCUCAUUGCACUCAUCCGGGAACUUGUCGACGCUGUAAAGAGCAACACCAUACAAUGAUUCUCAUCGAUCUACCAGGCGAUGAACAACCGCGGGCCAGUCGCAAUGACGCAGACGACAGCGAUGCGAUUUCGUUAGUCGCGUCCGAGACUGGAGCGGAAACAAUUGCUUUCCGCCCGGACUUCGAGGAAGGGGAAUUGCUAAGCGCUGGAGCGGAAACCAGUGCUUUCCGCCCAGACGAAGCGCCCGGAAUGGAGUCAAAUGCACUCCAUCCGGAUUCUGCGAGCGAGCUAGAGUUGGAACCCCAACAUUUCGGACAGCUCUUACGAUACCAGCCAAGAGAGAGCGGAUUGGAAAUUAGAACUUUCCAACCGCGAUACUAUACCUCAUACCCCCAACCUCGAUACUAUACCUCAUACCCCCAACCUCGACGACGAAGUAACCACCCACGGCAUAAGCGUCGCAACGGGAGAGUGGAAUCACACGCAUUCCACCUCCCUAAAAGAACCGGAUUUCGGUCUGGGCAAGAUCACGCCCCAAUGAAUCCGAUACAACAACUCACCGCAGUUGCGCCAACAGCCAUCGUGAGGGUAGAAGCAGGAGGACGCUUGCACCUGGUAAGAGCUUUGAUUGAUCCGUGUGCCGCAACAUCCAUUAUCGCAGACGACCUCGCGCGAGAGCUGAAGCUCAAUUUAACGGCAGUCGGCAAUCAACGAGGGUGUUUCAUAAAACUACGCGGAAAACACGGAAAUUCCACGACCAUAACAAUGCACGCGGUGGCCGUACGGAACUAUCGGCAACAAACGCCUUUAAAAAGUCUCGAUGCCACGGUC